AACUGAGAUAUCACUGCUUAUAUUCAUAAAAAGCCAGGCUUUGCGGUUCCAACUAUGGAAAUGUGUAUUGCCGUAAAUGUGAUUGCUGUAAUGAGAUGAAAGCAACAAAUAGAUUUGUUUUCUUUCAGAAAGUCACUUGCAUGAGAUUUUUAGGCUACACACUCUAGCAGUAAACGUGGGGUAAAUUGAUCGUCCUGCCUACUUGUAAACUUUUAGGACGUUGGCUCAAAGUCACAAAAUAAAAAUUCAGGGAAAAAUGUAAAAUGAAUAUUAUAAUUAUUUUUCAAGGUUUUUCGUCCAUGGUUUAAUCAGUAUGUAACCAUUUGUCACGGACUAUUAAUAUGAAUCCAAAGUAAUUUUGCCGCAUAAACAGAGUCUUUGUCCAAAAUAAGUCACAGCGAUAAUAUUUUAAAUAUGCACUUCAGUUUUAUUUGAUUGAUACACACUGCACCUACAGUUGAGAUUGGUGAUUUGACAUUGCGUUACCGAAGAUAAUGGGGUAUGAUUUUUUUUUAAUUCUUCAUUCAGCAUCGGUGGCUGACAUGCUACAGUCAAGUAUUUCUAUGCAGGACUUGUCCUUUAAAAAGGGUGUUUCGGCCUAAUGAAAAACAAAGAACAGGCCCAUAUUUUUGUCGCCGACGUGUAGCCCAAUAUGUCUUUAUGCAAUAAGAGAAUGGAAAAUCCUUGGCUUGCGUGCGAUGCAGUCGCGCGGUACUGUAGGAAUAGGCCAGCGGACUGCUGGCUGUGUGUCUUACGGGCAAUUCGCAGCGCGAAAGCAGGCGCUGCGCACUGGCGUAAUAAUAGCCGUCUGCGAGUCAAAGCGGUGCUAUUUAAGAAGGGGGGAGUGUCCGCCAACCCUCAUUGGAUCGCUGUGAUUCAGGGGAUUCUAGUGAAGUUCGAGAGGGUGGAGAGAACGAUACGGCGAACGAUAUCAAAAAUAAACCUCUUUAGUCUAAGAAGGGCAAGAAGGUAUAAAUACCACCGUUACUAGUAACCUCCGCUGGUGCCGCGGAGUAGAUAGUUCAGGGUUUAGAUCUUUCACCACUAGUAUGCAGAGCUAACUGCAACAAUAAUGUUAGAAAAUUCUAGACCAAGACUGGUUUUACAGUACUGAUGUUAGAAUGAUUUGGAACAACCUCCGCAGGAUUGGUUUUCUAUAUGUUUAAUUCCUUCUAUUCGAGAUUUGCUUGAGUUAUUGUAGCUCUAAUAUUAUAUUAAGCUAAGUAAAUAGCAGUUUAAUAUAUACUUAUGUAUAUGUGUGUAACCGUUACUGGAAUCAGGAGAUAUUUAUUUUGCGCUCGCUUAAAAUAGAAAGUGAAUAGAAGAGAAGGCGUUUUACAUUUAUUAAUUUUCAAACACUGAUUGUGUAAGAUGCUUUCAAGAUACAUUAUACCUUUAUUAAUUCUCUAUGUUACAAACUUCGCACUUUCUGAGCUGUAUGAAUCGGAAGAAGUUCUACCUGUUAAGUUAACCAGGAGAAGCGGCGGUCGCUUUUGGAAACGGAGUGAAGAAAAGCCCAGUUUCAGAAUUAUGGCCUUCGGUAAAAACUUCGUUUUAAAUCUGACGCCCGACAACAGCUUUUUAUCUCCAAAUCUAAAGAUUCAGCGCAUUAAAAGGAAGCAACUGUCUGCCCUGUUUCAUGCUGCAGACUCACGAGAUGCACCCAGUUUCAAAGUUGAAACAGAUCUUCUCGAAAAUAUUAACUGGACAGAGGAGGCUGAAGGGAAUCUCAGAAGUUGUUUCUACUCGGGGACUGUGGACUUCAACCAAGACUCUGUUGUUGCUGUCAGUCUGUGUAACGGGAUCCACGGAUCGUUUAUAACGGAAGGAGACGAGUAUUUAAUUGAGCCCAAACUCGCUCACCGUGGCUCUCCCCCGCAAUCCACUACACAGUUGCACGUUGUCAAAAGACGGCUUUUUGCGAACACACACGGCGACCACAGAAGCACAUCCGAUUUAAAAGAAGGGAACGAUGAGACAGCCGGAGGAGGCACCUUAUCCCAACGAAGUGUGACUGAGCAGGCGAGGAGAAGGCGCUUCGUGUCGGCACCGAGAUACGUGGAGACUCUGGUGGUUGCGGAUUCAUCAAUGGCACAUUUCCACGGCGACGAAAUAAAGCACUACGUGCUGACGCUGAUCGCCAUGGUCGCCCACAUCUACAAGCACCCCAGCAUAAAGAAUUCCAUCAGUGUGGUGGUGGUGAAGAUGCUGGUUGUGGAAGAUGAGGAGCUGGGGCCGUCUGUCUCCAGCAAUGGUGGUGUGACGCUUCGCAGCUUCUGUGCCUGGCAGCAGCUGUUCAACCCCCCCAGCCAGAGACACCCAGAGCACUAUGACACAGCUCUACUCUUCACCAGAGAGGACAUCUGCGGGCACCAGAGCUGUGACACGCUGGGCGUUGCUGACGUGGGCACCAUGUGUGACCCCAAGAGGAGCUGCUCUGUCAUCGAGGACAACGGGCUGCAGGCUGCUGUCACGGCUGCCCACGAGCUAGGUCACGUGCUCAGCAUGCCGCAUGACGACUCCAAGAACUGCCAAGGCCUCUUCGGGCCCCUGGGUCAGCACCAUGUAAUGGCCCCCCUGUUCAUGCACCUUAACCACAGCCUGCCCUGGUCGUCCUGUAGUGCCCUCUACAUCACGGACUUCUUUGACAAUGGACAUGGGGACUGUCUGCUGGAUGAGCCUGACGCCGCCCUGUCCCUCCCCACACCGCUGCCGGGCCGUUCCUACGGGCUGGACCGACAGUGCCAGCAGACCUUCGGCGAGGAGUUCGCCCACUGCCCCAACACGUCAGACUCGGACAUCUGCAGUCAGCUUUGGUGCAGGGAGUGGGGGGAGCCGCAUUGCACCACCAGGAAUGCCAGCCUGCCGUGGGCGGAUGGCACGCUAUGUGGAGCUGGCCGAGUCUGCCUGGAAGGGCUCUGCGUGGCGGCAGAUAAGGCUACACCACCCAAGGUGGCUGUGGAUGGCAGCUGGGGGGCGUGGUCACCAUGGGGGCGUUGCUCUCGGACCUGUGGCGGUGGGGUAGAGUUCUCACACCGCGAGUGCACCAGCCCCGAGCCCCAAAACGGCGGGAGAUACUGCGAGGGCCAGAGGGUUAAAUACCGCUCUUGCCAGACGGGGGCCUGCGGGGGCAGCAGUGGGAAGAGCUUCAGGGAAGAACAGUGUGAGAAAUACAACAGCUUCAGCUACCUGGACAUCCACGGAAACGUCAAGGAGUGGAUCCCAAAGUACGCUGGAGUCUCACCCCGGGACAGGUGUAAACUCUUCUGCAGGGCAAAGGGCAGCAGUGAAUUCAAGGUGUUCGAAGCCAAGGUUGUUGACGGCACCACAUGUGGCCCCGACACCACCUCCAUCUGCGUGCAGGGCCAGUGCAUCAAGGCGGGCUGCGACCAGGAGAUCGGAUCCAAUGCCAAGCUGGACAAGUGCGGGGUCUGUGCCGGGAAUGGAUCCAGCUGCCGGAAAGUCAGCGGCUCCCUCAGCAAGGCCGUCUAUGGCUACAGUGAUAUUGUCACCAUACCAGCUGGGGCCACCAAUAUCGACGUGAAACAGCGCAGUCACCGCGGCGUGAAGCACGACGGUCACUACCUGGCCAUCCAGGCAGAGGACGGCAGCUACAUCCUCAACGGGAACUUUUCUGUGUCGAUGGUGGAGCAGGACAUCCCGGUGGCAGGGGCCCUGCUGCGCUACAGCGGCUCCGCCACCACGCUGGAGCGCGUCCAGAGCUUCCAGCGGCUCCGGGAGGCCGUCACCAUCCAGCUGCUAGCCACCACCGGGGAGGCCUCCCCCCCCAAGGUGAAGUACACCUUUUUCCUCCCAAAGGAUGUGCCAUUCAGCAAGGCCAAGGAGAAGAAAGGUUCUCCACAUGUGAUCCAGCCACUGGGGGUGCCCCAGUGGUCCUUGGGCGAGUGGUCGGAAUGUUCCAAGUCCUGCGGCUCCGGCUGGUCACGGCGUGACGUUGAGUGUCGCGAUGCCAGCGACUUCCUCUCUGAGUUGUGUGACACGGACCUGAGGCCCGCAGAUAUCCGGGCCUGUGCGGACCUGCCCUGCCCAGUCUGGCAGAUGGGGCCCUGGUCCUCCUGCUCUCGAACUUGUGGUCUGGGCGUCCAUCGUCGCAGCAUCUUCUGCACCGACUACACAGGCAAGAUGGUGGACCCGGAGAGGUGCGAUCCAGCCCGCCUGCCUGAGCCAGUGUCAGGAGAGUGUCUCAUCCAGGAGUGUGAGGACACGGAACUAAUGAAACAGGAAGUACAGGGCAGGCAGUGAGGGUGACCUGAGCAGCAGAAUGGAACAGAGUAGUGACCUACUAACCAGCCUUGACCGUGCUUCCAAGACAAGCAGGAAAACCGUAGGUUGAAACAGAGUGGAUAGUGCACUAACUGACCUGAGCAAGUUACGAGGCAAUGGCCUGUUUCUAAGAUUAACUUAAAAGGUUUGUUAUUGUCUUUGUGUUUUUUUAAUGAAUAACCACUAUUGACAUUUUCUAACCCAAUAGAGAUCUACCUCAGAGUAUGUAAGAUUGUUACAGAUGUUAGGUGAUGAUACUGUAUGCUUUUUCUAGCCACAAAGGGAAGCUGCCUUUGCAUGUUUCCAUUCCAUUGCGGAAUCUGAUCUUCCACAGCUCAGGCUAAGCAAAAAAAUUGACCUUGUCCAGAAACCUGACCGGUUAGACUAAUUUCUAUUAAUCAGCCAUAUUUAAAGCACAUAAAACACUCAUUUCCUUUUGUUUUAUAAUUCCUUUUGUUUUAUAAUUAUUUUGAAAAAAAAAACGAAUGAAUCAAAUGUGAGGAAUAUUAAAGUAUGGUUCCUGAUCUAUUUAAAGUAACACAAAACAACAACUCCUAUUUCUAUUGAGACACUGUACCUGAAAACCGUUGACAAUAAGCUGUUGCUGCAGUAUGCUGCAGUUUCACUGGCUGAAUAUUUCCUGCCUUUCUUCAUGAUCAAUUCAGGCCAAAGUCAUGUAACACUCUGUGCCCAAUGUCUGAAGAUUAUACUAGAAUAUUAUUUAUUUCCGGCUUUAUUUUCUGCCUUUUCACAGAACCUGGAAUGUUAGGGGGUGCUUGCAGGUCUCAGUAAGACGUACUUUUAGGUAUCCUCGUGGAAAUUUUACUAUAUUAUAGGCCAACACAUCUCUGCAUAUUUGACAAGCAUGUAUUUAUUGUAGCUAAUUUUACCUAAAAAAGUGCCAUUCUUACCCAUUACGCAGUUUAUUUUCUUGCUGCUUAUUUGGAUGCAUAAGUUUCAAUAUUCUUGCUGCUUUUCAAGAGAUGUAUUACUCUAGAUGUUUACAAACAAAGAUUUUUCCUGCUUAAUGUUGAAAAAGCCGCAGUUGGAUAAUGUAUGACAAACAGGGACUCACCUUGACAAAAACCAUCAACAUAGGAAUGUAAAAAGCCUUAGAAAUGUCUCCCCUUUGUGACGGAAGUGCAUCAGACCUAGUAAACGAUAGCUGGAGUAAAUCAUAUGUUAAUUUAUAUACGUAGGUACGUUUAUGUGAGGAUAUCAGAUUUUUUCCCUUGUAAAAGGAUGAAUAGCCUCAGAGUCGACCUUCUCCUUGCAAAUACAGUCAGGAGUCAGAUGUAGUGCAGAGCAGUGUGACAGGGUCGGUGGGCCUACCUGCCUUUCCUUCUAUUCAGUAGAGUAAAGUAGACCUAGUUUAUAUGUCUUCGAGAGCGGCUCCCGUUGCUGGGGAGUGUGAUUAGAGACAAAGAGAGACUCGACCAAAGAAAGCACACCUGAAGCGCGGCCAAAGGUCCGGACACCGUGACAGGAAAACGAAGGCCAGCACGUUCAAAAAUCUUUCACAUUGAUUUCAGUGAAACCCAAAUCCAAAAUUCAAACCGAACACAAUGCUUUUAAAAAUUAAUCUGUGUUUUUUUUUGUUGUUCUAAAUAUAUCUUUGUGGAAUUGUGUGAUGUAUCAUUCCGGACGUGUACAAAAGAUUUUUAAAAAGUAAAUCCAAUGCAUAAAGCCGUUGUAUCCCUUCAGUGAAGGACAUGAGUCUUUUAUUAUUUUAGCUUGCAUUCAAAGCUAUUUAUUUUUGUAAAUUUUGUAUCUUUUGGACAUCAGAUUAUAAAAGUUUUUGAGAUGCUGCUGUCUUCCAGAAUAAUAUGUAAUUCACAAAGUUGUAAAGUAAAAUAUGAGAAUAAAGUUGUCUCUUUUAACACCA
This is a messenger RNA of Brienomyrus brachyistius, 6169 nucleotides long. Its product is annotated as A disintegrin and metalloproteinase with thrombospondin motifs 8-like. Lineage: Eukaryota; Metazoa; Chordata; Actinopteri; Osteoglossiformes; Mormyridae. Gene Ontology annotation, molecular function: metalloendopeptidase activity; zinc ion binding. The record is from RefSeq and is a predicted model, not a curated record. Bases 1372 to 4263 code for a protein of 963 amino acids. The transcript is spliced from 9 exons. Gene Ontology annotation, biological process: extracellular matrix organization; proteolysis.